Molecule: messenger RNA, 3625 nt
Organism: Aptenodytes forsteri (emperor penguin)
Lineage: Eukaryota; Metazoa; Chordata; Aves; Sphenisciformes; Spheniscidae
Gene: BMAL2
Product: aryl hydrocarbon receptor nuclear translocator like 2
Exons: 16
Coding region: 47-1813 (588 amino acids)
Biological process (GO): regulation of transcription by RNA polymerase II
Cellular component (GO): nucleus; transcription regulator complex; aryl hydrocarbon receptor complex
Molecular function (GO): DNA-binding transcription factor activity, RNA polymerase II-specific; protein dimerization activity; RNA polymerase II cis-regulatory region sequence-specific DNA binding
Source: RefSeq, a predicted model, not a curated record
CUCAAUAGAUGGAAACCCGUGCAUUGCUUCUGGAGUCCCCAGCCUCAUGAAUCCAGUAACUAAGCCUGCUACCACCACUUCUUUCAACACUUCUGUGGCUGAGAUUCCAAGGAAGCGCAAAGGAAGUGAUUCUGAUAACCAGGAUACAGUUGAAGUUGAUGGUGAUCCUCAGAAAAGGAGUGAAGAUGAAGAACAUGUUAAAAUAAAAGAUUUCAGAGAGGCUCACAGUCAAACAGAGAAACGAAGAAGAGACAAAAUGAAUAAUUUGAUAGAGGAAUUGUCUGCUAUGAUACCUCAGUGCAAUCCCAUGGCACGAAAGCUAGACAAGCUUACAGUGUUACGGAUGGCUGUGCAACACUUAAAAUCUUUAAAAGGUUCCACUAGCUCCUAUACAGAAGUCCGGUAUAAACCUUCAUUUUUAAAGGAUGAUGAGCUCCGACAGUUAAUCCUUAGGGCUGCAGAUGGAUUCCUAUUUGUGGUUGGAUGCAACAGAGGAAAAAUUCUGUUUGUCUCAGAAUCAGUUUGCAAAAUACUUAAUUAUGAUCAGGCCAGUUUAAUUGGACAAAGUUUGUUUGAUUACUUGCAUCCAAAAGAUGUUGCAAAAGUUAAGGAGCAACUUUCUUCUUCGGAUAUCUCCCCUAGGGAGAAGCUCGUAGAUGGGAAAACUGGCUUGCAAGUACACACAGAUUUUCAAGGUGGACCAGCUCGACUGAAUUCUGGUGCUCGACGUUCCUUCUUCUGUCGGAUAAAAUGUAGUAGGACCACAGUCAAAGAAGAAAAGGAGUGCUUGCCCAACCCAAAGAAGAAAGAUCACAGAAAAUACUGUACCAUUCACUGUACUGGGUAUAUGAAGAAUUGGCCUCCUAAUGAGGUGGGAGUAGAAGAGGAAAAUGAUGUAGAAAAGGACAGUAGUAACUUUAACUGCCUUGUUGCAAUUGGGAGGUUACACCCUUAUAUUGUUCCACAAAAGAGUGGAGAGAUAAAAGUCAAAGCAACAGAAUUUGUUACACGAUUUGCCAUGGAUGGAAAAUUUGUUUAUGUAGAUCAGCGUGCAACAGCAAUUUUAGGGUAUCUGCCACAAGAGCUUCUAGGAACUUCCUGUUACGAGUACUGCCAUCAAGAUGAUCACAAUCAUCUAGCUGAAAAACAUAAAGAAGUGUUGCAGAAUAAAGAAAAAGUAUUUACAAAUUCCUACAAAUUUAGAGCAAAAGAUGGGACUUUUGUUACUUUAAAGAGUCAGUGGUUUAGUUUCAUGAAUCCGUGGACCAAAGAACUGGAGUACAUUGUAUCAAACAACACUGUGGUAUUAGGUCAUAACGAGUCAGCUGAAGAACAGGUCCCCCAUGGUUCCCAGCCUGCAGAAGGCAAGUAUGCUGUAAAACAGUCUUUAGUAAGUGUACCUGGAAUGUCCUCUGGAACAGUUCUUGGUGCUGGAAGUAUAGGAACCGAAAUUGCAAAUGAAAUACUAGAAUUGCAAAGGUUGCAUUCUUCACCAUCUGGGGAGUUAAGUCCAUCACAUCUCUUGAGAAAGUCACCUUCUCCAGCUUUAACUGUAAACUGCAGCAAUGUGCCAAAUAAAGAGUUGAUUCAGUUAUGUCCUUCCGAAACAGAAGUUCUAGAGACUUCAGAACCAAACCAGGGUGCUAUUCCAUUUCCCAAUAAUGAACCUCUCCUCAGUGGUAAUUCUCAGCUGGACUUUGAUGCAAUAUGUGAAAAUGAUGACACUGCUAUGACGGCUCUUAUGAAUUACUUGGAGGCUGAUGGAGGACUUGGGGAUCCAGCUGAACUCAGUGAUAUACAAUGGGCUCUCUAGUUUUGCUUUUGCAAAAUAAGAAGAAAUGUAAAAUCCGUAAUGCACAACAACCGUACAUCCUCAGUACUGUACUAUAAUUUUUUAAUGUUUCAUUUGAAUUCAUACUUACUGUCUAUAUAUUUUUAAAGACUGAAGUCUUGUUCAGAGAGAGACAGUUUCUGCUGCACCUAUGGAAAAAUGCAAUAUUUUUUUCAUGAUGAGGAAUCCUUGAAAUUUUAAUAUUGAACCAUCUGUAACUGGAAUGCUUAAAACACAUUACUGAAUUUUUGCUAAGAAGCUUUAACCAAAAGGUACUGUACAAUGUACAGGAAUAUUUUUUCUUAGUUUUAAUACUUAAACUUUUAUUUAUUGUUUUUGUUUCAAAUGGUAGAAUAUUCAUUACCCAUGUUAUUUUCUGUAGAACCUACUGUACUUAGUUUAAGAAUAUUUGUAACGAUUAAAUUUCAUUGCAAUGUUGAUUUGCACACACUACAGUUGUACAAUAAGGUAUUGUAAUUCUCAGAUGAUGCAAUUUGUGAUUCCUUGCCCUUUUCGGAAGUGCAGUUUUUGUAGUCAAAAGUGAAAAUAAAGUGUACAGUUCUGGGAGCAAGGACUUGAAUUAGGUCACCAUAAUGACAAGAAGAGAAUGUUUUGAGAAAAAUAGUCACUUCCCCAGUACGCAAACAUGAUAAGGGUAUAAGAAAAGAGCAGCAAAAUCUUAAUUACUAUUUCAUAUUAUUUGUAAUGUAUUAUUAGAGGGGCAGUGCAUGGAACAUAGGAAAAGUAAUGCUAUAACUGUAAUAAAGCACUUGAGUCUCAUCACUAGAGAAGUUUGGAUAGAUUGUCUUGGCUUGAGAGUGAGGCUAGCAGUGUCUAUUGGUGAAAAAAAUCUUAAAAUUCUAUAGUAUCUUUUAUAGCCUGUAUGUUUUUGGAGAGAUCAGGGUGAUCUUCUAUUGCUUAAGUCUGUGACUUUUUAAAAUAUUUGUGUAAUAUAGUGCUGUCUGUAAGUAAAUGCUAUAUAGGAUGAUCUUCUUUGGGGGGCCAGCUUUUGCAAGAAUUCUAUCGCAGUUACAGCAGAUUACUCAAGAACAUGGCACUUAAUAGGUUGUAUUAGAACAAUACAGCAUUAAUAUAUAAAGUGGGUCUUUUUAUCUCUGGUAUUAAAGGUUUAGACAAAUUUUUGCAUCGAUUAUAUAUCAUAAAAGCAUAAUUUUUCUGUUUUUUUUUAAUUCGGGUAAUGAAAGGGAAGCAUUUGAAGACAUUUGAUACGUGCGUAUAUUUUUAAUACGGACAUUUAAACACAGGCACCGCCAUAAGCACUGUUGCAUUCGUUUUAACACUAAAGAUGAGCGACAGGCAGCCUGUCUUAGAUCCUUUUACGAAGGCUGAAGUGUGUGAACAAAUAGAUGUAGUCGCCACUAGAUGUCACACUUCUACUGUUGGAUAACUACCCUUUCCUGAAGGAAUACAUAAAUUUGUCAUGCACUGACUUCCUAUGCUUUGACAGAGCAGCUUUAUAUCUUAUAGAUAUGAAUCGUUUUGCAAAUGAUGAAUUUUCUGGUGGCAUCUUGUCCAGGUUUUCUAGAACGGCUUGUUGUUCUGAUUUUUUUUUUUUAAGUCUAUAGAUUUUUUUUUUGUUUCUAACUUGCAUGUGAUUUCCUGCAUUCAAAUGUUUUUUUUACAGACAUGGGGCCAAAAUUAUCUGUUAUUUAGCUUUAUUAGAAUAAGCUUUUCUGUUUCUUCACAGAAAACGAAUUUUGGGCUAUAUCAUGGAGCAAAGUGGGAAAAAAAAAGAGGUACUUUCUAAGAAUUGGUAGAAUGCUAUUUGUAUAA